AUUUCAUUUAUUUUCCAGUACCAGAAUAUCCUUCAAGAGCAGUACGGGUUUGACCCGUUAAGCCCGCUCAUUCCGGAAACCAUAAACCAACUGAAGGAACUACGGAAAGUGUUGUGCAACACUUCACCGAAAGUAAAUAGUUCGCAAUAUACGUCGGACAAAAAAGUAUCAGCGCCAGACUUCGAAGAAACCACAGAGGGAUCCCAGUGGCAAAAUAUCGAUAAUGCUGAUGAAAUUGAUAAGUACAUAAGCCAAGAUAAAGAUAAAUUGGACUCCGGCCUGUACCUCGCAGAAAACAUCCACAUCAGUGAAAUUCCGAGAAUCAAAAUUAUCGCGAAAAAGUUUUCUCGAUUCAAAAAGAACAAUGUCGAGUUGAGAAAACUCGAUGAGAAAGUGGUUUGCGUGGAAUAUGACGUAUACCUAGGAGAUUGUCUGCAGCCCAGGGAGAAACUCCGAGCAUUCUUUUCUAUUAAACCUACGUACGGAAAUGAAAAUCAAGGAGAAGAAAGCGUAACUUUCAGCCAAUUGCCCAAAAAAGUUAAGAACAACUUCAACAUCUCCAACGAAGACCUGAAAAAACUUAACGAGAAAGAGAUAGAAAUUAUAGAUGGUAAGAUCACAGAAAACAAGACCUAUCUGGAGGACCUCAAGAGAAUCCUGAGGAGGAAGCAAGCGAUUUACGCCAAGAAGAAUAAAACUACAUUGGAUUUAUUGUCGCUGUAUGAAAUGGCGAAGAGAGAAAGCCCUCCUCUAGAUGAUGAGUUCUCCAAUACAAAUUUUCUAUCAAAAGCAGAAUUGCAAGAGAUGAAGGAUUUGAUACUGAGAAAAUGUGCGUCUAGCGUUCAUGGCGUUAGUAGAAGGACCGUGAAGAAGUCCCCUGAAGAAUCUAACGAUAUGGGGGUCAUAUCGCAAAGCAUCAUGGCAGAGGUGUGGCGGGAAAGCAACAUAGAAUAUAAAUAAAUUGCGUGUUUUCUGUUUAAGUAUGUUUAAUUUUUGAUAACAAAAUGAGAAACAAUUUAACGAUAAGUAUAAUCACAUUCAUUGAGCUGCCUUAUUGAUUAUAUUGAUGGAAAAUAUGCUAUGUUUAGAUUGUGUCGUCGUCAAUAGCACAAUACUUUCCGAAUAUUUUUUUAAUGAACAACAGAUCUCUUGAUAUUCAAUUCAAAAAAAUAAAAUUAAGUUAAAUGGCACAUUUAUUUACAUAGAGCUACAGCUUUCAUCAUAAUAUUACCAAGUAUCAAAAAUACAUAGACUAUAAAAUAAAUUUAUGCUUAUUUACCUAUAAAAUGUUCCGACAAUUUAAGGUUCGGCCAAACCAACGCGAUCACACCACACGCGAUCAGCCGGCGUGCAGCGAUGGCGACCAGACUUAAAUGGAUUGAUCGCCAUCGCUGCACGCCGGCUGAUCGCGUGUGAUCGCGUUGGUUUGGCUGAACCUUUAAUGUAUGGAUGACGGAAACUUAUUCUUGGACAUUAUACCUACAUUAAGGCCCAGAGCAGACGGUGAAACGCAACUGCAACGAAACGACAACUUUCUGAUGAUUCUGA
Messenger RNA from Ostrinia furnacalis (Asian corn borer), 1548 nucleotides. RefSeq lists its product as uncharacterized. The annotation marks the transcript as partial. The record is from RefSeq and is a predicted model, not a curated record. Lineage: Eukaryota; Metazoa; Arthropoda; Insecta; Lepidoptera; Crambidae. The transcript is spliced from 3 exons.